Pelobates fuscus (common spadefoot toad) is the source of this 7792-nucleotide messenger RNA. It is a transcript of the gene ZNF407, whose product is annotated as zinc finger protein 407. Gene Ontology annotation, molecular function: nucleic acid binding; zinc ion binding. NCBI's taxonomy places the organism in Eukaryota, Metazoa, Chordata, Amphibia, Anura, Pelobatidae. The record is from RefSeq and is a predicted model, not a curated record. The transcript is spliced from 9 exons. Bases 119 to 6328 code for a protein of 2069 amino acids.
GCGCUCCGUAUCUACGGCAGGCCACUAGUGACUAAGAUCAUCGCAAGCGAAAGUGGAGUCUUCCCCGGGCAAGCUUCACUGUGUUCUGAACCAAAGUGGACGUCUUCUAUUAUAAUUUAUGGAAGAAGAGUAUAGCCAAGAGGGUCAGACCUCAGUAAACGAACCACCAGUUGAUACAGAAAAGGAUGCUGUUGCAGAUUACAUCCAAUACAAUUCCAUGUCUCAAAAUGAUAAAAACACUGAUUGCACAUCUGUGAAAAGGCAAAUGCCAGAACCCAAUUCUCCAAGUAAAACGGAAGAUACUAGUGUUGAUAGCACGUGCUUGGCAAAAAGAAUUAAACUAGAUAUUGCAGAGCCUAAUCAAGAAUACAAAGAUGGUGAUUUUUACAGUGAAACAUGUGCAAACAAUAAACAGACAGAGAACAUGGAAGUGGCAAUAAACCAAGGUGAUGUUACAUGUAAUGAAGGUGAAAAGCAAUCAUAUGCGGCUCAUUUUGUGAAAAUAAGUGACUUGGAUUGUCAUGUUGAACAAGACCCUUUUUCAACAAAACCUGACUUACAUAAACAAGUUGAAGAAAAUAGUGCUAGUGUUGUAGCAGAAAAUAGUUCACAAUUGCAGUUAGACACACAAAACAAAAUAUUUUCAUGUGAACCAUGUGGCUUUAAAUGUUUUAAUGAAGAUCUUUUCAAAAAGCAUUGUACUGGAAAGGACCAUCAUCCACCGUGUGUAGGAAAAAUUGAAACGUUAACAAAAAUAAAUGUCUCUUAUAAAACACAUUCAAAUCUAAGUAAAAAGUCCAAGAAAGACAAAGCUGGACUGAGUCAGUGUAAUCCAAAAACACAAGAUUCUGGUGAUAAAGACAGUUUUGUUGGUGACCUGAGUAAUAAAGAUAUCUCCAGUAAAGGUAACUUAACGGCAUUGUCACAGAAAAGGGAAAAUAUAUCUACCAAGGUAUGCACACCAAUUACUUCUGCACCAGACCAUACCAGAGAGCCGAUUGUAAAAGCUAUACCACUCAAAAUGUCUAGAUCUUCUCUUGCCAAAAAAGGAUCUAAACAGUCCUUAAAUGUUCCAUCAAAAGCAAUUUUAAAUAUUAUAGCUAGAAGGGCAUGGUAUAAAAAGGAAUGUGAAAAGGCUAGUUUGUUUAGGAGAAAGAUUGGCUUUGGACAAAUUAGGAAACGCUUGGCACGAAUGGCACAUGUUAAUUUAAAAGACAAGCACAAUAUUAAACCCAAUCUGAAGUCAAGGCGUGCUGCAGCAGAACCUUAUUAUCAUGCUUAUUGUCAGGAUAUGAUUGAAGAAACAAACCAUGCCUGCAAAACAUUUGAUGAAGACAAUAACCAAAAUAAGUCAGAAUUCAGACAUAAAUGUCCUUCCUGCAAGAACGCUUCAAAGAACAGAAAAGGUAUUGCAAAGCCUGAAAAGAGAAGACUUGGAGAGGGAAUUAAUUUUUAUUGCCAGACUUGUGGGUACUGUUCUGUCACCAGAGAAGACUUUGAGAAUCAUUACCAAAAUGAAACACACAAGAAAUCUCAGGUUAGCUUAAAGUGUUACAUCUGCAAGUUAGUAGCCCCAGAUGAGUUAAUUUUUAAGACUCACAUGAAUGCCCACCAUUACAUGUUCUUCCACUGUUCUGCCUGCAAGACUUACUUUACAGAAAAUAAAGCUCUACUGCAACAUAAAACUUCACAGCAACAUAUCAGUGUAGAAAAACAAAAAGAGAAAGUUUCUAGUUGUUGUCCGUUAGCUUCAGCAGCUGAAGUUGUGGAAAGCUCUAAUCUGGAAGGUGUGCAUAAUACUACAAUACAUGCAAUUAAACACGAGCUUGAGGAAAAUGUUGUAAAUCCUUUAAAAGAGUGUGUGAUAACUGAAGAUUCCCACUGUGAAGCAAAAAAGUCUCGAUUUCAAUGUAAAAAGUGUUUUUAUAAGACAAGAUCUUCUACCGUCCUCACAAGGCACAUCAAACUUCGCCAUGCUCGUGAUUACCACUUUUUAUGCAAAGCCUGUAAUAUUUACUCUAUGUGUAAAGAAGGCAUGGAGAAACACAUAAAAAGGAGCAAACAUAUUCAGAAUGCCAAGAAAAACAACAUUGGAUUACUUUUUGAUGAAUGCAUUGAAAAAGUUUGGUUUUCAGGUGUUGCUGAUCUAGCUGUUUCUGAGGGAGCUAGACCUGAAAGUGAAGCUUCUAUUACAUCACUAUCUAUUUCUCAAGAAUUACUGCCAUCUACUGAGGAAUCCCUGUGCUGCAGUCCAGCCUCUAGUGAAUUAGAUGCAGUUCUGGCUAAUGCACCAAAAAGAGGAAGACCAAAAGGGAAUAUCUCUAGGAUAUGCCCUCACUGUGGUCUCUUGGCUUCCAGUGUUACUAACCUAGCUGUUCAUAUUAGACGGAAACAUAGUCAUCAGUAUAGCUAUUUGUGUAAGGUAUGUAAUUAUUACACAGUCACUAAAGGAGACAUGGAACGCCACUGUACAACCAAGAAACAUGAGAGUCGUGUAGCAGAAGAAAAGAAUGGCCAACAGAAAUCUAUAAUCGUCAUAUCUGAUGGGACAAAUUUUGAAACUGCAACAAAGAAAAAGGGGCGCUUAGCUCCUCCAAAUAAUGAACAGUCAACCUCUAUCUCCACCAUAAAUCUUCCAGAUGAUGCUAACACAUCACAUGAGAUAUCUACAAACCUUGAAGGCAAUCAAAACGUUCAAAUGGAAAAUGAGUCGCAAAGUGAAGUAAUGGAAACCAAUGUCAGUGGUAAUGUCACUUUCCGGAAACGUUCUCUUGACAAUGGAAGUAAGAAAUGCGCUCACUGUGAUUUUGUGCCUUACUCUGCAUCAUCUUUGGAGGCACAUAUUAAAAAUAAACAUUCAAAUGAGUUUGUAUUCUACUGUAUUGCAUGCGAAUACUGUGCUGUGACUUGCACAGAGAUGACAAAGCAUGCAGCCACUGAAAAGCACAAGAUUAAACACAAUAAUUACCAAUCAAAUUCUUCAGGUUUGGACAUUAAUGAUAAAAUACAGAAUUUUCCAAUAGGAAUUCCUAAACCAUCUCAUCAGAUUGAAUCCAAGGAAUGUAUAGCAGAAUUAACAGAAGGCACAGAAGUCAACAUAAAUAACUCAAAUUAUGGUCCUUUGGAAAAGGAAAGUGAAAUUAUCGAGCUGGGUGCUUCCCACGCAUCUUCUGGUCCUACCGUUCAGGUUGAUGAAACUGAACUAUCUGUUUGCAAAGAAAUAAAUAGUGUUAAUUAUAGUAACAAUGACUCAACCCUGGACAGAUUCAGUGAAAAUGAUAGAAAUGAAGACUCUGAACUCCGUACUAUUACAACUUGUCAAGGACAACAGAUAAAAGAGACUGUUUUCCCUUCCAUAGAAACAAAAGUAUUAAGUAAAGACAUAACCAGUGAGGAGAAUAAUGAAGGGAUGGAAUCUGAACAGAUAAAUCUUUCAAGUACAAGUAAAAAUGAACAGACCGAGACCUUGAACAUUGUAAAAUCUUCUCAGAAAGGCUAUUCUGUCGAAAAUGCUGAUGAAGGAACAAAUGUUUCACAAAAUGAUAGGAUUGAAAAUAACUCAUGUUAUGAGAUUACCUAUGUAGAGGAGGGUGAGACAUGUAUAGCUAAUAGUAACUGGGAGACAGGUGAUGCAACUGACAAUUUAGCUUCAGAAGAAAGAGUUGCUAUUGACCCAUGUGACAAGGUUCAAAAUGUAAGCCAGUUUGAUUCCUCCAUUGUUAAACUGAAAUAUUGUGAUGUUGUUCAAAUGACGGCUACUUCUGUUAGUCAAGUGUGCAAUACAACCAAAAGCAUAGAUUCAGAAGUCAAACCAGGAAAACGUAAGAAAGGCAAUGGGAACUCUCAAGGCGAGUCAACUCGCAUAAGAUGUGAUGACUGUGGGUUCUUGGCAGAUGGUCUUAGUGGGUUGAAUGUACACAUAACAAUGAAACAUCCAACAAAAGAGAAACACUUCCACUGCUUGCUCUGUGGAAAAUCCUUUUACACUGAAAGUAAUCUUCAUCAACACUUAUCUAGUGUUGGCCACUUAAGGAAUGAGCAAGCCAGCUUUGAAGAGCUACCUGAGGGAGGGACAGCUUUCAAAUGUGUGAAAUGCACUGAACAUUUUGAUUCAGAGCAGACCUUAUUCCUCCACAUUAAAGAAGAGCAUGAAGAAUUGUUGAGAGAGGUUAACAAAUACAUUGAGGAGGACACAGAACAGAUUAACCGGGAAAGAGAACAGAAUCAGGGAAAUGUCUGCAAGUACUGUGGCAAAAUAUGUAAAAGCAGCAAUUCCAUGGCUUUCUUGGCUCAUAUUCGUACUCACACAGGAUCCAAACCAUUUAAGUGCAAGAUAUGUCACUUUGCAGCUGCUCAGCUUGGAGAUGCCAGGUACCAUGUCAAGAGGCAUCUGGGGAUGCGGGAAUACAAGUGCCAUGUAUGUGGGGUGGCUUUUGUUAUGAAGAAGCAUUUAAACACACAUUUACUUGCGAAGCAUGGUAUUGGAACUCCAAGAGAAAGGAAAUUCUCAUGCAACCUCUGCGACAGAAGUUUUAGAGAGCGGUGGGCUCUGAACAACCACAUGAAACUGCACACGGGGGAAAAACCAUUUAAAUGUACUUGGCCCACAUGCCAUUACUCUUUCCUUACAGCAUCCGCCAUGAAAGAUCAUUACCGGACUCACACAGGCGAGAAGUCAUUCUUGUGUGACCUUUGUGGCUUUGCUGGUGGGACCCGACACGCCCUUACCAAGCACCGGAGGCAGCAUACAGGAGAAAAACCAUUCAAAUGCGAUGAAUGCGACUUUGCUUCCACAACUCAGUCUCAUCUCACAAGACACAAACGAGUGCAUACUGGAGAAAAACCCUACAGGUGUCCAUGGUGUGAAUACAGGUCUAAUUGUGCUGAAAAUGUCCGCAAACACAUUUUGCACACUGGCAAACAUGAAGGUGUGAAAAUGUACAACUGUCCCAAAUGUGAUUAUGCUACCAAUGCCCCUGCCGAAUUCCGGAACCAUCUGAAGGAGCAGCAUCUGGAUAUAGAGAAUCCCGACUUGGCAUACCUGCAUGCUGGUAUUGUCUCCAAAUCUUUUGAAUGCCGAUUGAAGGGACAAGGUGCAAACUUUGUGGAGAGCAUUAGUCCUUUCACUGCAUCUGCAACACAAGAGCCAUCUCCAGUUCCAGAAAAAAUUGCUCGGGGAAGCAAAAAACCACCUAGAAGCUCAGCUGAACAGGUUCAGCAGGUCAUUAUUAUCCAGGGAUUUUCCAGCGAGUAUGAUGGGGAUUUCACACUAGAUACAUCUGUUGAGGAAACUGCAGCAGCUACUCUUCAGACUUUGGCCAUGGCAGGGCAAGUGGCAAGGGUUGUCCAUAUAACUGAAGAUGGUCAAGUUAUAACUACAGAUCAAACUGCACACAUUCCAGGAGCUAUCCUAACUGAGCAAUUGCAAGAAGGGGCUACCCAGGUUGUGGUAGUCGAGGGCCCAGUGGGAGACGAAGAUGUUGCGGAGUCUGUCUCAAUAGAAACUGUUACAGACUCCAGUGGGAAUGUGGUGCAGCAGGUAAUGUCACAGGGUAUUAUAGAUACAACGCAAUCAGUGCACACGGCUGACCCCUCAUCCGCUCUGGAUGCCUUGCUGUGUGCUGUAACCGAACUGGGAAAUUCAGAAGAUGUCCAGAGUCAGCAUAACAGAACAGGGAGAGAAAUUGAAGAGUCAUUGGUGAUAAAUGCUAAUCAGGAAUGCAAUGAAUCUCCAGCAGAAGUUCAGGUGUACCAUGAGAUUCAAGAAUGCCAGCAAGAAAUCGAGUCAAUGGAAGUUGUCAGACAAGUCAUGCAUUCUUCAAGUAUUCUUACAGCGCAAGAGUCUGCUCAAGCCGCAUUCAAGAAAAUGGUACAGGGGGUUCUUCAGUUUGCAGUGUGUGACUCAGCUGCAGCUGACCAGCUAAUGAAAGAUGGUGUUACUCAGGUAAUUGUAAAUGAUGAAGGAACUGUACAUAUGGUCUCAAGGGAAGGCCCUCGCAUUAUUAUGCAUAACACGGAGACUCAUACACUUAGUCUGCCUGAGCAACACAUGGAUAUACUUGAAUCUGGAGGUGGAAUAUCACAGAUAAUUGUCACUGAAGAGUUAGCUCAAGCCAUGGCACAGAAUGUUGAUGGCAGCUUUCCCGAAGGCACAACACAUUAUAUUGUGACAGAAUUACCUCAUGGGGAAAAAGAGUCUAUCUACUCACACACCCUAAUGGAAGUGGAAGAAUCUGAAGGACUUGUGCAUGAAGAAACUGCCACGGAAACAGAUGCCCAUUCGGAAGAGACGACAGAGGAAGUAACAAGUAUGGUGGUAUACACAUAGUCGACACAGCAUUGUGAAGCCAAAAAAAAGAGCACAGAAGACCAAGCCAAUCAAUAAACAUGCAAAUAGCUCAAACAUACAAAAACACUUGCAGAUGUGUUUGGCAGAAGUAUCAAGGUGAAUUUGUAAAAUCAUAUAUUUUCUGAUCUUUUUCAUGGAAACAAAAUUUUUUUAUUUGUCAUAAUAAAAUUAAGUGAAAAUUAUUUUUAAAGAAACCUGUAUAUUCAAUUGUAGUCUUGAAGAGAAAGCUUCUUCUUGUGAGUUAAUGCUAAAAUAAUUGAGCAAUUGCAUUGUUAAGCAGUGUAAAAUCACUGCCAGGGGCACAUUUACACAAUUAUCAGGCAUCAUGCUUUAAAUAACCUCAUGACUGGGUUCUCUAUCUAUAACACAUUAAUAUUACAUUGAAACUAGAACUAACAGGUUAGGCUAUAUGUAGCUCUGCUUGACCCACGUUGUGUAGAAAAAAAGGUGUACACACUGCCACUUUUAACUACAAAAUCUUGAAUAGAAGUGAUCCAUAUGGACUGACAUUUGAGUAUUGUUAUAUGAACAUGAUUUGUAGAAAGAAUGGGUACCAUCGUCUGUAUAGUUACUUAUAGAUCUAUGGCUUGUACAAUUUUAAUGACUUAAAAAAACAAACAUUAUUUGAAAACAUAGUGCCUACACAUUGUUUUAUAUUGGUAAAUAGUUUUGAAAGGUAUUCACAUGUGACUGUUCUAAAUCAGUUUAGAAAGGAUAGUUCAUUCACUUAAAGGAACACUACAGGAGCAAUGAUCUUAUUUAUUAGCAUUAUUAUCACAAAGUAAUAUUCUCGAUGUUACAAGAAUGCAGCGCUGAUGUAUUUUAACAAUACUGGAAUUGUGUUGCAUUCUUUGUAAAUUCCAUUUAACGUGCUGAUUUCUGCAAUAUUAUACCCCUGUACUGAGGGCAUACAAAAAGGUUUCCCCAGAAUCUUCUCCCAGGUCUGCUACACCGCUUCAGUCCAUGCAUCUGUUCAUUUAAGUGGACCAUAAACAACAAGGGGAUUAUAAAGAUGGAGAGAAGUUCCUGCAAGGAAGUGUAGGGACAUUUUGAAAAGCCCUUACCAUAUGUGUCCAUGACUAAUGUGCUUACACAUGUUUCUAAUUUGUUAAACUCUGCUAUAUGUUGGCAUCACAAACAUUUUAUCUAUGAUGUUUACUGCUUUUGCUAGUGACAUAAUGCAAAAGGGAUACAUUACAAUGCUUAAGCAAUCAUUUUUGUGACUGCUAUUAAUGUAAAUGGAGAUAGUAUAAGCUGGCUUGGAAAGUCCUUUAAAGACCAGGUAUACAAUAUAUGUCUUGGAGGUAGCCAUUAUUAAAUGUCUUACAAGUUAUUUACAUGUUUUGAUGCUGAAGUUUUCUGCCGAAUUCACUUUGGUGGCAUGUUUUCAUGUUUCAUUAGCUGAAUUUCCAUGGUGAUUAUUUUCCAAAUAAUAAAGUUACA